Botrytis deweyae is the source of this 726-nucleotide messenger RNA. RefSeq lists its product as uncharacterized. The coding region runs from base 1 to 726 and encodes 241 amino acids. Gene Ontology annotation, cellular component: extracellular region. The transcript has 2 exons. The record is from RefSeq and is a predicted model, not a curated record. NCBI's taxonomy places the organism in Eukaryota, Fungi, Ascomycota, Leotiomycetes, Helotiales, Sclerotiniaceae.
AUGCGUAUCCGCAUACCCAUAAAUCUGCUUUUCCUGAUACCUCUGGCGACCGCGAAAACCACAACUGUUACAACAGUCACGGAAUCGGCAGCCUCUCAACCAACUUCUACAUCAUACACCUCUGAUUCUCAAUUCCAAUCCGAUAUGAUCGCGGCGCAUAAUUUCUAUCGGGGAGAACAAAAUGUUAGUAACUUGGAGUGGAAUGAUACCAGUGCGAAAAUAGCGAAGGAAUGGUCGAAAGGUUGUGACUUUAAACAUUCUGGCGGACCGACAGGCGAAAAUCUAGCGGCCGGCUAUCCCAACGCGACCUCAUCCGUCGACGCUUGGGGUCUCGAACGCCUCAAAUAUUCGUACUCCUCUCCAGGUUUUAGCGAAGAUACAGGUCACUUUACACAAUUAGUCUGGUCAAACACCACAUCUGUCGGUUGCGCGCGCACCAAUUGUGCAGGGGAAAAUGAUACGCCGGGAUGGUAUGUAGUGUGUGAGUAUUGGCCAGCGGGGAAUGUUGUAAAUGGGGGGAAGGGGGAUAAAGAGGAAUUUUUUAGAGACAAUGUGAAAGAGCAGGUUAAAGGGGAAGCGAGUGAUACGGUGGAGAGUGGAGUUACGAGUGUGGGAAGUAGUAUUGCGGGAGGUAGUGUGGUGGGGUGGAGGGGGAGGGAAGGAGAAUUGAGAUGGGGUGUUUUGAUGGGAGUUGUGGCUGUAGGAGCUGCGGGGUUAAUGUUUUAA